CUGGACCCGCUCCCCAAAAUCUGGGGGCGGUCUCUCAAAGCACCCCCAAAUGGGGUGCCCACCCUUUGGAGGGUGUUGGGGUGCCCCCAGGCCUGGUACGGUGCUCCCCCCCCCUGCAGAAGACCGUCCAGGAGGGCCUGGCUGCCCCCACAAAGCCGGCACCCCCAGCGCAGGGAGCUGGCUGCCGGGGGGCAGAGCUGUGGGGCUCGGUGCGGGGUGCGAGGGGGGGGGGGGGGGGGGGGGGACAAGGCCACCCCCAUCCCGUGCACUUCCUCCUGGCCGAGGUACAAAAGGAGAAGGAGCGGGGCGCGGCGUGGGCGCGGGGAGCAGCGAGCGGCCGGCGGCACCCCAGGGCACCCCAGGGCACCCCUGCCUUUGCAGAGCCCCCCCCCCGGGCUGGGGGACGGAGCCAUGGCAGGGGACGGGGAGCUCAACCGCGUCAUCAGGGACCUGCAGAAGACCAUCGGCGAGCUGAACCGCGGCUACCGGGAGCAGAACCUGCCGGUGACGGACGGCAGCCGGGAGCUGCACAGCCUCUGCGCCCAGCUGGAGUUCCUCCUGCAGUUUGACCUCAAGGAGAAGAAGAGCUUCUUCGGGCAGCGCAAGGACUAUUGGGACUUCUUGUGCCAGGGCCUGGCGCGGCGCCGGCAGGAGCACGAGGGCGUUCGCUUCGUCACCUCGCUGGACAAGCUGAAGACCCCCGUGGGUAGGGGCCGGGCCUUCCUGCGCUACUGCCUGGUGCACCGGCAGCUGGCAGAGUCCCUGCAGCUCUGCCUGCUCGACCCCGAGAGCCUCAGCGAGUGGUACUACGCCCGCAGCCCCUUCCUGAGCCCCCAGCGCCGGGAGGAGAUCCUGGGCAGCCUGUACGAGCUGGACGGCGUCACCUUCCAGCUGGCCCUGCGCAGGGCUGACCUGGACACCGCCUGGCCCAUGUUCUCUGAGACACUGGUGCGCCCCAGCAUGGCAAAGACGGCCCCACAGCCAGGCGAUACCGGCCCGGGGGCGCACGGGUGUGCCGAUGACACCUCGCAGCCCAUCGCAGCACCCCGUAGGGCACCAGCCCAGCCGAGCCCACCCGCCUCGGCUUCCCCACGAGCGGGGGGUGAGGAGGAGGAGGAGGACGUGGAGGGAGAGGAGGACGUGGAGGGGGAGGAGGACGUGGAGGGGGAGCUGGAUAUGGAGGAGGAUGAAAAGGAAGACCACGACGAUGAGAAGGAGGAGGACGAAAAGGAGGAGGAAGAGGAUGAAAAUGAGGAAGAAGAGGACAUCCCCAGCACCAUGGAGGUCCCCCAGCCUGGUACCAAUGGUGACCCCAUCCCAUCACCACCGCCCGGCACGGGGCUCAUGGCCGGCGCCCCGCCAGGGACGGAGGCAUCGCUGCUGGUGUCCCGGCUGCGUGCCGAGCUGUGCCGGCAGGAGGAGGCGGCGCGGGCGCUGGCGGCCCGGCUGGCGCGGGAGGAGCGGCGGCACCGGCAGCGGGAGGAGAGCAGCGCCCGGCAGGCCCGGCUGCGGGAGCGCGAGGCCGAGGCGCUGCGGGAGACCAACGUCUUCCUCAGCCGGGCGCUGGCCGAGGCGGGGGGCCCGCAGGCGCUGGCACGGGCGCAGGAGGAGGCCCGGAGGUGGCGGGAGGUGGCGGAGGAGCAGGGCGCCCGCCUGGCCGAGGCGCUGGGGGAGGCGGCGGCGUUGGCCUCGCGCCUGCAGGACUGCCAGGCCAUGCUGGAGGCGGGGGGACGGACAGACGCCCCGAAGGAUGCGGGCACCCCAGCCGAGGUGGCCGCGCUCGAGGAGGUGCUGCGGCGGGCGCUGGAGCUCGCCCGCGGUCCCCAGGACCCCACGAUGGACGGCCAGGGAGAGGGGGACCCCGGCACGGCCGCUGACGUGGCGAUGCGCCUGGCAGCCCUGGCCACGGCGGCGCAGGAGGAGGCUCGGCAGAGCCAGCGGCAGCUCCAGGCCCAGCGGGAGGAGGUGGCGCAGCUGCAGGAGCAGCUCAGCAGGGCCCGGCAGGACGGGGAGCGCUGGGCAGCGGCCCUGCAGCGGGCGCAGCGGGAGGCGCUGGAGCGGGAGGCCACGCGCGGCGCGGAGCAGGCGCGGCAGCAGGAGCUCAUCCGCGACAUGAAGGGGCGGCUGCUGGAGCUGCUGCGGGAGAAGGACGCCCUGUGGCAGAAGACGGAGGGCAUCGAUGCUCCAGCACCCAGCCCGGCGCCCCGCGAUGCGGGUCUGUGCGCCCGCUGCCACAAGGAUUUCCGCCUCCUGUCCCGGAGAUACUGCUGCAGGUGGGCUCCCGGGGACACCGGGGGGACAUGGGGACGUGGGGACACCGCACCAGGGUGGCACGGCCCUCACCGCACACCCGCUCUUGGCAGGCUGUGCCAGGGCAAGGUGUGCCACGCGUGCUCCGUCGACGUGGGCAAGCAGGGGCGGUGCUGCCUGCUCUGCUACCAGCAGAGGCACCCGGCGGCUACGUGAGUGCCGAGGGGGUCUGUCCUGAGGGGGUCUGUCCUGCUGCGCCUGGGGCACGGGGCCUGCGGGCAGGUCCUGGCACCCCAGGUGUUGGGGCUGAGAUGUUCUCCGCACGGCCGGCCCGUGGAGAGGGAAACAACCCAGUCCUGCCA
Messenger RNA from Cygnus olor (mute swan), 2612 nucleotides. RefSeq names its product RUN and FYVE domain containing 4 (gene RUFY4). Gene Ontology annotation, biological process: positive regulation of macroautophagy. NCBI's taxonomy places the organism in Eukaryota, Metazoa, Chordata, Aves, Anseriformes, Anatidae. The record is from RefSeq and is a predicted model, not a curated record.